Acanthaster planci (crown-of-thorns starfish) is the source of this 597-nucleotide messenger RNA. RefSeq lists its product as uncharacterized. The record is from RefSeq and is a predicted model, not a curated record. NCBI's taxonomy places the organism in Eukaryota, Metazoa, Echinodermata, Asteroidea, Valvatida, Acanthasteridae. Gene Ontology annotation, molecular function: calcium ion binding.
AACGAAUGCAUGCGACAGUCAGAGGUUUACCUGCAGUGCGACCACAUGUGCAUCAACACUGUCGGCACCUACCGUUGUGAGUGCAACUCGGGCUACACACUUGACGCUGACGGACACGGCUGUACUGAUAUUGAUGAGUGUUCCAUGUCCCGCACCCAAGACUGUCACCAUAAGUGCGUGAACACGCCCGGCAGCUAUAGGUGUGAAUGCUAUGACGGGCACGACCUUCAACCAGACGGAAAAGAAUGCAGUGGUAAGGCAUAAUCGGCUCCGCAGCCUUGGAGUAGGCCUUAGUCUUGCACCACUCUGUUGAUAAAAACAAGUAAAAAGAUGACCGAUCUGACUCAAGUGUGUAGACAGAAAGAAAGAUUAGGAAAAAAACGAAAUAAAAACAAAAAGAGGUUUGGUUUUAUUUUACACCUUCCAUUCCCCUGGCUAGCCCAAAUUACGAUGAAAAUUAAUCAGAUGAAACAUCAAACUACACUCUAACGAAACUGAUUAUUAGAAAUAAUUAAAAGGUUACUAUAAUAGUUAUAAUUUAACAUUGCCAACGUAAUAAGAUAUUAAAAUGGACAAACAAUCCAAAUUCCCGAACGG